Molecule: messenger RNA, 2079 nt
Organism: Symsagittifera roscoffensis
Lineage: Eukaryota; Metazoa; Xenacoelomorpha; Acoela; Convolutidae
Product: outer dynein arm-docking complex subunit 4-like
Exons: 13
Coding region: 116-1993 (625 amino acids)
Cellular component (GO): cytoplasm
Molecular function (GO): protein binding
Source: RefSeq, a predicted model, not a curated record
CAUUUGAGCAUUUCUACCGUCAACGUUUACCAGAUUAUAACACGCGCUUCGUUCUGUUUUCGUUUUUUAGCUUCACUCUAUCUGAAAAACAUUAGUUUAAAAGUAAGAAGAAAAAAUGCCCCUUCCGAAAGCUGAAAAUGAUGAUGAUUCGCACUCGGAGAUCAAGGAAGUCCCGAAAAGUUCAUCUGUGACCUACUUCGCCGAGGGAGACAAAUUGUAUAGGAAGAAUGAGUUCCGAAAAGCCAUCGAGUCAUACACAGCGGCACUGGACCAGGCGGAGAAAGAGGAGGUGGACUUGAAGGCCAGUUACAUUGCCAGGGCACUCUGUCAUCUGCAUUUGGGCGACAGUGACUCCGCCCUCGCAGACGCCGAGGAAGCUCUGGAACUAGAACAAACUUACACCAAGGGCCUGUGGGUGAAGGCGGAGGCGCUUUACGCCAUGGGGGACUUCGAGUACGCUCUGCUGUUCUAUCACAGGGGCUUCCAGGCCAGGUCGGAUUUCGCCGAGUUCCGAAUUGGAAUCCAGAAGUCACAGGAGGCCAUCGAAAACGCUAUCGGGAAGGACGACAAUCAAGACUUGAGUUCGGAGGGAGACCUGGGAAUGUAUUUCAAUAGAGACCUGACCCAAAACUACAUCACUUUCUCGGAGAAGCGAGCGAAGGAGAAAAAAGGAGGUGCUGGGGCUAAGAAGGAGCAGGACAAGAGGAAGGAUGAUCAGGGGAGGAGGGGCAGCAGCAAGGGGGGUCAGCGGGACCAGAAGACGAGCAAGAAGAACUCCAAGAAGUUGCUGGGACAACUCUACUCCGACAAAGAGUUCCUCCAGAAACUGCUCGAGGAUGAGACUAUCACCAACCCGGAAACAGACAGCGGCAAGAAGAUCCAGGAGGUUACUUCGAGCACCCUGGAGUACCUGGACAAGCGGGAAGAGUUCUGGCGCCAACAGAACCCUUCGCGACUGCACUCAAAGAAGCAGGAGAGGACUAGCAGUGGGAGGGUGGUGACCUCUGCGAACUUGAAGAAGAAUGACCCUCAGAGAUACAUCCACAGACAGCUGGACCGCAUCGAGGAAGACCUUGAGAAGAAGAAGUUCAAGCAAGCGGAAAAAAGAAGUAAGGAGACAAUUGACGAGGCGAAGAGUUACGACGAAAACGAUCUGGCCAACAAGCAGGAGAUACUGGCCACUUUGUACAGCCUCCAGGGCAUUGCUCAGCUGGAACAGGGCAAGCUGGCCGCAGCAGAGACCAGCUUCAAGAAGGACUUCGAAAUAUCGGACGAGAUGGGUCAUUUUGAUGGCAGCUCCCGUGCAUUGGACAAUCUAGGCCGAGUCAGUGUCAAGUUGGAGAAAUUCGACAAAGCCAUUCAGUACUGGGAAAGCAAACUGCAGCUGCUGCAUCAGAACAGGACCACCCAACAGACCCCCAAGAGUCAGACACGCGAGGGGGGAGGCGAUGGAGCGGCCGGGGGAGGGGAGGGGGGAGAAAAGAGGGGUGAGAGCAGGGCGAAGACGGCCACGGAGAUGGCACUAGAGAGAACAUGGCUAUACCACGAGAUAGGUCGCUGUCACUUGGAACUGAAGAACAACUCUGAGGCUAAAGAGUACGGUGAGAGGGCUCUGGCCUCUGCCAAGGCCUCCGGCGACGAAGUUUGGCAGAUAAACGCACUAGUACUCUCCGGAAAGGCCGAAGCCCAAAUGGAGGAGUACCAGGCUGCGGCGGAGUCUUACGAGAAAGCACUGGAACUUGCGAAAGAGCAGGGCGCUAAAAAUGCACAAAAAGCCAUCGAAAGCGCUUUGAAAGACGUGAACAACAAAAUAGUUCGCGGUGUGAAAACAGAAGAGGAUGCUGAAAAUGAGGAGGAGAAGGAGUCGCCCCCUCCUGAACAAGCGAAGAAGAAGGAGCCCGAGCCAGAUAAGCCCAAAAAAGGGGAAGGGGACUCGCCCAAGGAGACAGACCGAAGUGCUGCCGGCUCGACCGAUGCACAAGAGAAAAAAUAGACCAAAAGAAUGACAUUAAACUGACUUAAUAAUUUACAGAAAAUCUAAUGUGAUCAGUUUACUGUAAAAAUUGAAUUACUGCAAAA